Harpegnathos saltator (Jerdon's jumping ant) is the source of this 3397-nucleotide messenger RNA. Its product is annotated as odorant receptor 24a-like. The record is from RefSeq and is a predicted model, not a curated record. Gene Ontology annotation, molecular function: olfactory receptor activity; odorant binding. Gene Ontology annotation, cellular component: plasma membrane. Gene Ontology annotation, biological process: sensory perception of smell; detection of chemical stimulus involved in sensory perception of smell. The transcript is spliced from 6 exons. Bases 1149 to 2384 code for a protein of 411 amino acids. NCBI's taxonomy places the organism in Eukaryota, Metazoa, Arthropoda, Insecta, Hymenoptera, Formicidae.
UUUGCGCGCGCGUACUUUUAGUCCGCAGACAGAUGUAUCGUGCAUAAAACUAUCGAUCAGACAUAUUUCAUCAUGUUCGAAAUUGUCGUCCUUUCGAGAUUGAUGCAAACGCAUCAAUUUGCUUCUAUCAAAAAAAAAGAAGAAGAAAAGGAGAACGUUAUAAGAAAGAAGUAUCAAUAGAAAUAUGAAACUAGAGAAUCUGAUCAGUUAGUCGAUACAAGUUUGGCAUCAAAUUUUCGAAAUCUACCUGGAAUUAUCGUACGUCAUGCCGCGCGGGUUGUUUUGAACCGUCAUGCUCAUGAUUGAGCAAACCUUACAGUAUCUGUAUAUUAUGACGAGUUUCUCUGGCGUCGACUUCUCCAAGGUGAUAAAAACUUUGAGUGAAAUAAUGGCGUACUUAAUAUUGUUAGUUAAGCUUGGGAUUUUGGUGUAAACAGCGAUGAGAUACGCAACAAUAUACGUAGCGAUGUGCAGUGCCAGCGAGACCUCUCCGUUUUCAGUUUGUUUCUAUAAUAUUUUCAAAUAAAAUUCCCAGUGAUGAUAAUUGUUCUGAUCAUUUUUUCGUGUUCUUGUUAUCAAUGUGAUAUUGUAACCAGCGAACAUUAAUUGUAAAAUGUUUGACAAGAUAUUAACAUUAAUGGCGGUCGAUUGGAAAAAGUGCAUCAAUACGAAGUUCAGUAUUUUCGCGAUGACGAGCAAAGCGAAGUCUAAUCGCGAACUAUAAGCAUACUCAGCAUAUAGUCCGUCUCUUCAACAACGUUCGCACAAAAUCACGCGAUGCAUUUUCUCGUUUCUCACCCUCGCCAUGCUCCCCCAGGAGCGAGAAACUUUUCAACUUCGCGCUCAGCCGACUCAUGGAAGCUGCACUACCAAGUUCGCUGCUUGUUGCAUUUUUAAAACGAACAUGCGGUUGCGCUAUACACUCUCGGCGGUUACAGAGGGGGUAGAAGCCGGGUCCCCAGGAUCCGGGGUUAAGAGGGGAGGAGGUGAAGAACAAUAGUCGCUGGAACCGUCAUACGUGGUUUCAUGUUCGGCAAACUUUGCGUAUGUGCGUUAGUAAUACUUAACGAGUGCUUGCGCGAUUGGUCGCUAUUUGCCGACACAUAAAGCUACGACUUCUCUUCUCUGGGUCGUUCAGUGCGUAUAGGAUGAAGAGCGUAGAAUCCGGAUGCACAAAGACAAAGACAACGGUUAUCUUGUCGCGUUUUCCGCCAUCCCCGAUAAACAUGAAGAUGAGCACGCUCAGUCGCGUGGUGGAGAUCGGUCUACAAGCUUGCGGUGUCUGGCCAUAUCUGCCGUCGACCGUUCUCUACCGGCUGUUGUGGGUAGUUAUGUUGGGGACAGUUCAGGUUUUGCAGUAUCAGUACCUGCUGAUACAUUACCACUCUGACAAUUUUUCCGACUUCAUGGAUGGGAUGAGCAGCACUAUGGCGUACACCUUGUUAUUCAUAAAACUCACCAUUUUAUGGGCCAAUCAGAGAAGCUUUUCCGAUAUACUGCAAAUGAUGAGCACGGACUGGAAGAAUUGCAGCUUGACCGACCACAGUCUUCAUAUUACAACAAGCAGGGCGAAACUGUCGCACCGUUUCUCGCAUUGGAUCAUAGGUCUUCAAUUGAUCGCCAUAGUGCUCUAUAUAUGCGGCGUCCUAGCCGUAAACGCCGAUGAAAUGCGCCGGAUGAACGUGUCCGCGCGGCAGCACAUCCUUAAGAUGAAGCUACCAUUCACAGUCAACACGUCUCCCGUGUACGCACUGGUUAUGAUACUCCAAUUCUUCCUCCUGGUCAUGUGCGCCUGUGGGGUUUCCAUCGUUAAUUCGCUCGUUGUCUCUUUGAUCCUUCACAUCGGCGGUCAGAUCGAUAUUCUACGUAACUGGCUGCUGAGAGGGUUUUCCCAAAACGUCAUCAACACUGUGAACCGAAUCACGAUAAGGGCAUUGAUCACGAAGCACCAACGGAUCGUCGUAUUUUCGCAAAAUAUCGAGAAUCUCUACACAUACAUCGCGCUGAUGCUGUUCGUAUCGGAUACCCUUAUUAUAUGCUGUCUGGGAUUUAUCAUCGUUUCGUCAAUUGGCACACCGGAAGGCCCGGCGAUCUUGGUAAGGUCCAUGUUAUUCUACAUCAUGGUGAAUCUCGAGGCUUUUAUAUAUUGCUUCGCGGGUGAAUACCUGAGUGCCAAGAGCCAAAUGAUCGGCGAUGCGGCCUACGAUUCGCUAUGGUACAACCUCACGUCGAGAAAAAAUCGAAUUACAUUGCUGAUGAUACUGAGGUCGCAGAAACGUCUGACCAUCACGAUCGGGAAAAUCAUGGAUCUCUCAUUGGAGCGUUUCGCCAGCGUCGUGAAGGCAUCGGCGUCAUAUGUUUCCGUGUUAUUGGCGAUAAACUGAAGACCCACGCCUUGAUCGAUCGAUAAUAGUAUCUUGACAGUUUCAGUGUCCACACAUAACAGUAAUAUUAAGUAGUUGCUGUAAUAACAACAAGAACGCAUCGAUGUAACAACAAUCUAGAAAUCGUCAUCGCAUUAUUUUAAAUUGGUGCAUUUGUUACUCGUCUGACCGAAACCUAUUCGCAUGUAUUAACUUGUGGACUAUGCUGUUUCCAACUAAUUAAAACACCCAAAACAAAGACGACAAUUGCGUAAUGAAAUUUUAAGUGAUACUUAAGCUGACAUUGUACGGGAAAAUUAAUUCUUCCUAGAUAUAUAUGACUGAGUUCUUACUUUUUUACAGUGCACUAUAAACCUCUAAAGUUUGAUGUUAUAAGUUUAUCGUCCGCGAGGAGUAAGAAAGAGAGAGGAAAAGGGAAUGAAACAAAGAGAAUAGAAGAGCAUACAUAGCAUUUGAACAAAACUUUCCUUACUAUUUUGUUUCCCCAUCUUUGGGUGCUGAGUUACUCUUUCUACGGUUAUCGCAUGCAACAUUACGCAACUGAUUGUGAGACAUAUCCGUGUGUUUUACCCGGGGAAUUAUGCGAGUUACAUUUUUCGAGGAAAAAACUCGCUGUAAUGCAGGAAAAAUUCUCUACGGCAGUGAGCGAAACAGAAAAUCUUUAUAAAAAGAAACUUUUGCCUUCUGCCUUUUUUCUACCUACCCUCCUUUUCGUCACUCAUGUCCAUUCGAGUUCUCUUUCCCAUCUGUGGAACUACAAAAGUUUUCUUCGCGGUCACCGGAAUUGAAUCGUGCUCACUGCAACGUUUGCUUGCAUUUUUAAAGCAAAUAACACUGUGCAUAUCCCGGUUUGCCCGACAAUUCGAGAGAGGGUCGACCGACCACCCGGAAGUUUUUACCUUCUCCUGUCCCGUCCGCCAACAUACCGCAACAAUAGCGUGUAUGUAUGCAAACUGCCCAUGACACGAUCAAAAUAUUUAAUAAGCGGCGGCACGAGGGAGAGCGCAUGCAGU